AUGGAUCAGCACGACGACUUCGACAACGUCUCCUGGAGACAUGAUGCGGGGAGCGAAAGCUCUCGUCCAACGACAUCGGGCACCGAUGCCGAAGAGUCACCGGCAACCACCCAUGAUGUCAAUGGCAAACGGAGAUUGAGCUCCGCGCAGGACGCCCCUCAGGCCGGGCCAUUGGCCGACGCCGUCGACCUCGCAGGUAUCGGCGACGGCAUGUUAGAAUGCCAGGUGGAUUCGCCCCUCAAGGAGAACGACGGUACAAAAGAUGCAUACAUCUCAUAUUUGGUCACUACACAUACCGAUUUCAAGUCCUUCCAGAAGCCGGACUUCACCGUGCGACGACGCUUUACAGAUUUCUACUUCUUAUACAAGACGCUCUACCGGGAGUAUCCGGCCUGCGCGGUGCCGCCGCUACCGGACAAGCAUAAGAUGGAAUACGUGCGGGGGGACCGGUUUGGCACUGAGUUCACCACCCGUCGCGCCUGGUCACUACAUCGUUUCCUCAAACGGCUGACCCUGCAUCCCGUGCUCCGCCGUGCCCCGCUGCUCGCCGUCUUCCUGGAGUCGCCCGACUGGAAUGCGCACAUGCGGCUGCACUCCUCGCGGAACACGAGCACCACCUCGGAAGGCGGCGGCGUGCCGGGCAUCUUCGACAACUUCACCGACACUUUUGUCAACGCGUUCACGAAAGUGCACAAGCCGGAUCGGCGGUUCAUCGAGGUGCGCGAGAAGGCGGACAAACUGGAUGAGGACCUCAACCAUGUGGAGAAGAUCGUGGCCCGGGUGGCCCGGCGCGAGUCCGAUCUGGAGACAGACUACAACGACCUCGCCACGCAGUUCCGCAAGCUUGUCCCUCUCGAGCCGGACGUCGAGGUGCCGCUGCAGGUGUUCGCGGCGUCGGUGGAGGAGACGGGCCGCGGGCUCAAGGGGCUGAAAGACCACACCGACCAGAACUACCUCGGCUCCCUCCGCGACAUGGAGGCGUACAUCGUAUCGCUCAAGUCGCUGCUGAAGACGCGCGAGCAGAAACAGCUCGACUUCGAGGCCCUGGUCGACUACCGGAACAAGGCCGUCGCGGAGCGGGACUCCCUCGCCACCAACCCGUCGUCGUACUACGCCUCGAACCCGCUCACGUCGUCGCCGGCGUCGUUUAUCCGUUCCAAGAUGGAGGACAUGCGGGGCGUCGACCACGAGCAGUCCCGGCGGGAGCGGGUGCGGAAGCUGGAGCUUCGCAUCGAUGAGCUGACGCGGGAGGUGGAGUCGGCCAAGACGACCUCGGAGAUGUUCGACGAGGAGGUGGUGCGGGAAGUGGCGGACUUUGAGCGAAUAAAGGCGGUGGAGUUCCGGGAUACGCUGGGGGCACUGGCGGAGAAGCAUAUCGAGUUCUACCAGGGGGUGUUGAACACGUGGGAGCGGUUUAUUGCGGAGAUGGAGGGCGAUCUGGACGAGAAUCCCGCUGGGCCGUAG
Molecule: messenger RNA, 1464 nt
Organism: Aspergillus terreus NIH2624
Lineage: Eukaryota; Fungi; Ascomycota; Eurotiomycetes; Eurotiales; Aspergillaceae
Product: sorting nexin-4
Exons: 2
Coding region: 1-1464 (487 amino acids)
Biological process (GO): autophagy; cytoplasm to vacuole targeting by the Cvt pathway
Cellular component (GO): phagophore assembly site
Molecular function (GO): phosphatidylinositol binding
Source: RefSeq, a predicted model, not a curated record